CCCUGUACUAAUCCAGAGAUGGGAGGAGAUUUGUAACAAAUGCAGUUUGGAUUUAAUGUUACUUACAAUCGAUAGGUUGCAAGUUAAAGUUCAGCCGAUCCGUGAAGAAAUCGAGAGGCUGAAAGUGGAAGUGAGGCAAAGUGAGUCAGAGGAGGCGGCACAGAAGACCUUUAACGAACAAGCGGAAACGCUGAUUAAACUACGUGCUGCUAUUACAGAGCGAAAGGCGGCGAAAUUUGAACGGGAUACACAAGAUUACCUCCAACGGCGGGUGUACACUUGGAGAGAGGAGCGGAAUAGGCAGCGGUGGGGGCGGAGGAACCCGAACAUCGGCCUGCAAGCUCCUGAAGGAGAAGUGUAUUUGACAGAGAGCCGUUACAGACACCCUCGAGGAUAUCCAAAAAGAGCACAAGGAGGAUAUCGGCGCUCCUAUCCACAACAAUAUCCCCCACAACGGUAUCCCUCUCAGCAGUACUCGAGCGAUUACAGUGAACAAACGUCAAGCGAAGAGCUACUAGAUUCGUCAGCAGACCGAGGAGCGGCACAAUGUGUUUCUUUUCCUUUUUUAGGUCAAAGCCAGGCGGGCCAAGAUGUGGGACCCGCAAGAGAGAACAGUACAAGAGGCAAAGGGCAUCGAAAGAAUCCCAGGGCCCCUCUUCAGAGGGAAGAUUAUCCACGCAGAACACAAUCGUACAAGAGAUAUUAAGUGAUGCCUAUCCUCUCAGCUGGGGGUAAGAGUGUAUCUGAAGAUAUGGAACCUUGGCACUUGGACACUACAUGUACACUGGAGAUCACUGGGACUUUUAAACGUUUUAUACGUUCUAUGUUUUCUACCUAUUUUACACUUUUACUCUGGACUAAUGAGUUAAUUGGUGGGAGGAGGAGCACUGUUUGGCAAUUAAGGCUAUAAGAUGUGGUUUGAUCAUGUGAUUGUUACACUUGAGAAAGGGUCCAUGUGACUCGAAACAUGUCGUGUGUACAAUAAAGCACUAACGCAGCAGA
This is a messenger RNA of Xenopus laevis (African clawed frog), 1002 nucleotides long. RefSeq lists its product as uncharacterized. The record is from RefSeq and is a predicted model, not a curated record. The transcript has 3 exons. NCBI's taxonomy places the organism in Eukaryota, Metazoa, Chordata, Amphibia, Anura, Pipidae. Bases 56 to 706 code for a protein of 216 amino acids.